Neolamprologus brichardi is the source of this 3774-nucleotide messenger RNA. It is a transcript of the gene plcxd3, whose product is annotated as phosphatidylinositol-specific phospholipase C, X domain containing 3. Gene Ontology annotation, cellular component: synapse. Gene Ontology annotation, biological process: lipid metabolic process. NCBI's taxonomy places the organism in Eukaryota, Metazoa, Chordata, Actinopteri, Cichliformes, Cichlidae. Gene Ontology annotation, molecular function: phosphoric diester hydrolase activity. The record is from RefSeq and is a predicted model, not a curated record.
UGCCAUAUUUAGAUCCAUCCAACCGCAUUUUCAUAAAUGUGCAACACGCCUAUGUGUGCUGCUGGGGGGGCUGACUUCUCGGUCGCGCAGUUGUGUCUGUGUCUGUGUGUGUGCGUGAGAUAGGGAUGCUGAGAGAAAGUGAGGCAGGGCGCGAGUGUGUCUGUGUGUAGAGAGAAAGAGAGAGCGCGCGCUCCAGGUUGGCGCAGGCACCGGUCAGGGAGAACGGAGCGUUGUGCAAGGUGGAAGCAUGGCUUCGUCUCACGGGAGAAGCGACCUGCGGUUCGCAGACUGGAUGGCAAGUUUACCGCAGAGCAUGCACACUAUCCCGCUCACCAACCUGGCUAUUCCCGGAUCCCACGAUUCCUUCAGUUUUUACAUCGAUGAAGCGUCUCCAGUGGGCCCCGAGCAGCCAGAGACGGUGCAGAACUUCGUUUCUGUUUUUGGCACGGUGGCCAAGAAGCUAAUGAGGAAGUGGUUGGCUACACAGACUAUGAACUUCACGAGCCAACUGGAGGCUGGGAUCCGGUUCUUUGACCUGCGCAUCUCCACCAAGCCCCGUGACCCUGAAAAUGAGCUGUACUUCGCCCACGGGCUCUUCAGUGCCACGGUCAGAGAAGGCCUAGAGCAGAUCAGCAGUUUUCUGUCAGCUCAUGCCAGAGAGGUGGUCUUCCUGGAUUUCAACCACUUCUACGGCAUGCAGAACCUGCACCAUGAAAAACUGGUGACCAUGCUAAAGGAGGUGUUUGGAGAGAAGCUCUGCCCUGUUGUUUUUGCUCAGGAGGUGAGUCUGCAGUAUCUAUGGGAGAAGGAGUACCAGGUGCUUGUCUUCUACCACCAUCCCAUGGCCCUGGAGGUGCCCUUCCUGUGGCCAGGCCAGAUGAUGCCUUCUCCCUGGGCCAACACCACUGACCCAGAGAAGCUGAUUCAGUUUCUGCAGGCAUCUAUCACUGACCGCAGGAGGAAGGGGACAUUUUUUGUCUCCCAGGUGGUUCUGACACCAAAAGCCAGCACUGUGAUGAAGGGAGUGGCUAGUGGACUGAGAGAGACAAUUACAGAAAGGGCUUUACCGGGUAUGAUGCAGUGGAUCAGAUCUCAAAGACCCGGGGAGAGCGGCAUUAACAUCAUCACAGCUGAUUUUGUGGAGCUUGGAGAAUUCAUCAGCGCCGUCAUCACCCUCAAUUAUCACCUGGAUGACGAAGACGACGAUGCGACCUGAGAACCCGCAGCGGGCGUCAAGGAGUGCAGUCACCACCACUGAUACUAGUGGUUGCGUCUGUGCUCUCACUCUUUUCUCUUUGGCAUUUAUUUCAGGAGGGGGAGCUAAACGGCUCCUUUCACUUUAUUUAGGGCUAUAGUGAGAUGAGCGGUCAAAUGGAAAAAGGAGAUUGAGGAAUUUCAAGUUGAGACUGGUAGACAUAACGCUGAUGUUCGGUUGGAGCACUUUGAGAGUGAGGUUUUGUUUUGUUUGUGUCCAGUUUUAGGGGAUCCAAAAGAUUUUUGCUUAUUUUGUUUGUUUGUUUUUUUUCAGGUAAAAUGUUUAUUUUCUUUACUCCCUGUGCUGUAAAAAUCCCUGCUUUGUCCACUGAUCAAAUGCACUGUUUUCAGGCUUACCACUUCAUCACGGGUAGGUUCCUCAGAGCAUAUCAACCGUCUGCUAAAUGUAUUGGUACAUCGUGGUAUUCUAGUGACAGUGACAGUUUUUUCAGAGGCUGUUUAUAAUAAGUCUGUGUAUCUCAAACUUUAGGCCGGUGUAAGUAGCUAGCAGUUGUAUGUCUUGUUUGGCAAAUCUGUCCAAGUGAAUUUUCUCUCUUUUGUUUUUAACAAUAUGCAUCUUUGGUCAGAUCACUGCGGGUGUUUUUGAAAACGCCUCCAGCAGCUUGAAUGCAGAGUGUGAUUAAAAAGUGUUGUUCCAAUGUGUUUAUUCAAUACAUAGACAAAAACAAAUCAUUCCCAUUUCUUUUUGAAACUGUAUUCCCUCGUGGGAUUUUCACCCAGUAAGUCUCCACUGAAGCCAGCUUGCAGCAAUGGCGUUUAUUAGACACCUGUGUACUCUAAAACUAUUUAUCGAUAGAUUAAAAUGAUUCAUGCAGUAAUUCAAAACCAUAUUGCAAGAGAGAGUGAGAGUGCAGCUUGGCUGGCCGACAAGUGUUCUAAUCAUGUAAGAUGGAUACACAGCGGUCUCUUGUGCAUGAGCACUAAAACAGUAAUUUUCACAUUAUCUGUUUGAUUCAUAUUGCAAGACAAGCAUCAGUUCUCACUGUUGGAAAUGAAGUUGAUGAAACAAGACAUUUCUAAUGAGAAGGCAUUCAGUGUGACUUUUUUUUUUUGCAUUCUGUUGUGGGUGUUGAGUCGUGACAGCCAAGUAUAAAAAUACAGUAUAUCUGGGUACCACCGUCUGCAUUUCCUUUGCUCAUUGCUUGCCCCCAGUCUGCAUAUAUAUCUAUAUAUAUAUGCAGAUAUAUAUAUAUAUAGAUAUAGCUAUAGAUAUAGAUAUAUAGAUAUAAAUAGAUAUAGAUAUGAGUCACCCUGAGCUCCAUCACUGUGUCAUGUAUUUCAUAAUACUAGGUGAUAAAUGAUAAAACUGCUUCCCAGCCACUCAGAGACUUAUUGUAUUAAAAAAAAAAAAAACUGUCAUAAUUUAGAGUCAGGGGUCCUGAUUUGGCAAUGAUGUUUUAUCACUAGGAAAAUAAUACAAGCAUCUUCUUAUCGCUCAUGUUUAUGAAUCCCUCAAUUUCUGCUGUAUCAAUGUUAGGGCAAUACAUUAAUUUCUUAUUUAUAUUUGGUGCAUUUCAUUCUUUUGCUUCCCGGGUUUAAAUCAAGAUGGAAAAGUACAAAGAAAUGAGAUUCAAAAAGACAUCUUCUGCUGCAAGGUUUUAUGCAUGGAAAACACACACACAAACACACACACAUACUAGUCAAAUAUCCACACACCUCAUGGUCUGUGUGGUAUUUUCUGUAGAGAAUGUAUUCUGCCAGGACAGUGUUAAGAAGUUCAGUAAUGUAAAGCCAAAAACAGAAAACUUUACUCUUUGGAUCGGUGAAUGUAUGUGUCUCGUGCGUAUCUGUGCCAUUUCUAAAAGUUUCAUGUGAGUGACUGAGUUUCAGCUAGAAAGUCAUGUUUGUAUUAUUAUGCUUCAAUGUGAAAAUGAGUUCAAGUUUUAGAGUUUAAAGAUGUGGUUUCAUGUUAAAAUGUUUUAUAUCGUGGAGAGUUUCUACAUACUGUAACUGCAAAUAGUAUACUGCCGAUAAAUUGUAAGAUAUUUAGAUUAUUAUAUCAUCACUAACAACAUUUUCUUCGUUUUAGUGAACUACCACACCGCCCGCGUUUGUCAUAUUUAUUUUACACUUUACUUUUUUUGCAUGAACUGAAAUCUUCUACAUACUAUACUGUUUUCCGUACACCUAGAGGGUCCAUGAGGUUUGUGCAUAAAUUUGAUUAUUUUCUGCAUAUUGUUGUUAGGAGCAUGCGUGCAUCUCAGCUGGAAAUGUUCCUUCCCUUUAAGACAAAUGUCUAAAUUAAUUUAUUUUUUAAAGGUUGCACUCUUACUAGCCCAUGCAGAUUAUGAAUGAACCCACACAAAUGAGCAGACUUUAAAAUGCUUGCAAACCGUGUUGUAAGGACAUUUGUGUCUCUCCUGGUCCAAACUGUUGUCACUGCCUUUAUGUUCUGAUGUGAAGAGUCCUUUGCUGUUGUAAAACUCGGAAACCUUUGUUCAAAGUGACUCUGUUCUAAGUGGAAAAUGGCAGAUCAAAUAAAGCUUCUAUGCCUAUUAA